This is a messenger RNA of Paraglomus brasilianum, 321 nucleotides long. Lineage: Eukaryota; Fungi; Glomeromycota; Glomeromycetes; Paraglomerales; Paraglomeraceae. The record is from the annotation of a GenBank genome assembly.
AUGAAAGGGCCAAUCCGGAAAAGAGACGUUCGCGAACACCUAAGAUUGAAGUGGAAACAACUCGAACAUGCCAUGGAUAUUCGAAAUAAUCAGGAUAGUCGUAUUCCAGUUCCUAUACGUUCCACUCGAAGAGAAAGGACCCAUUUAAUCGCAUCGGCACGAGAUAAUUUUCGUUCGCUUAACAGAUUAGUGGGAUUUCGUCAUGUUGUAGAUCCAGAGUGUAUUACGGAUGCCGAUGGCCGAACUUUAGUUCAUCUCGAGUUUCUCAACAAUCCAACUGCCAUAACACAAGCCACCAAGGCCGUAAAUUACACACCUUAA